Messenger RNA from Seriola dumerili (greater amberjack), 2775 nucleotides. RefSeq names its product macrophage expressed 1 (gene mpeg1.1). Lineage: Eukaryota; Metazoa; Chordata; Actinopteri; Carangiformes; Carangidae. The record is from RefSeq and is a predicted model, not a curated record. The coding region runs from base 23 to 2155 and encodes 710 amino acids. The transcript is spliced from 2 exons. Gene Ontology annotation, biological process: defense response to bacterium.
ACUCAUUUUGGACACAGUCAGCAUGAAGACAGCAGUGACUCUCCUGGCUCUCACUCUCCUUCAUGUCUGCUCUCCUGUCCCAAUCAGCCGCCCAACCAAUGGGCUCAGGCAAUGUCGUACCUCCACAAACCUCUCCAUCACAGCACUGGAGGUGCUGCCAGGUGGAGGCUGGGACAACCUCCGGAACAUGGAUAUGGGCCGAGUUAUGAACCUCAGCUACUUCCAGUGCCAGACCACUGAGGACGGGAUCUACCUGAUCCCAGACGAGGUCUUUGUCAUUCCCCACAAAGAGACGGGUGUGGAGACCAACUCAGAGAUAAUCGACUCCUGGCUGGAGCAGAAAAGCUCUGUAGCGCACAGCAUAAAUGCAGACAUAUCUUUCUUCUCUGUGCUGAAUGGCAAAUUUUCUAUUGAGAACCAGAGGAUGAAAACCCAUCAGGUCAAAGACUCUUCAACUACAGCCAGAGUGCAGGUCCGAAACUUCAUCUACACAGUUAAGGCUUAUCCAGACUUCACUCUGGACACACGCUUUGCUCAACAAGCCAAAGAGAUAGCUGAUGCCAUCGAAAACAACCAGACGAGGAACGCAGACUAUCUCUCAGAAAGGAUGGUUUUGGACUAUGGAACUCAUGUUAUCACUAGCGUCGAUGCUGGGGCGUCUUUGGUUCAGGAAGACUACCUCCGGUCUACAUAUGUGUCAGACAGUGCGUCACAAGGUUCCUCUGUCACAUCUCAGGCUGGCCUCAACUUUUUUGACAAACUCAAGUUCGAUAUAAGCAGUCAAACUACCCAAAAAAGCUCAUCACUUCAAACAUAUCAGUCCAACAUUCAGUACUCUCUCAUUCAAAGCCAUGGUGGCGGCACACCUUUCUAUCCUGGCAUCACUCUGCAGAAGUGGCAGGAAAGUACCAAAAACAACCUGGUUGCUAUUGACCGCUCAGGAUUUCCUCUUCACUACUUUAUAAACACAAACACCAUUUCUGAUCUGCCACAGCCUACAGUUGACAAAGUGGCUCUUAGAGUGAAUCAAGCCAUAGAGCGUUACUACAAGGUCAACACCCGCCCUGGCUGUGUCGAUAUCGGCUCCAAGAACUUUAACUUCCAGGCCAACGUUGAUGAUAGUUCCUGUGAGGGCCCUGCUACAAACCUCAGUUUCGGUGGUGUCUACCAAAUGUGUGUGCAACUGAGCCCAGAUGCAGGUCCACUUUGUGAUGCCCUGGCCCAGAAAAACCCUGAUACAGGAGAGUUCUCCUGUCGUUCACCUUACACCCCAACGUUACUGAGAUCAGAAGUGAGACAGCAGGGUUACAACGUGCACCAUUGUUAUGAGCAAACCUAUGCCUGUGGAUUUUUGUGGUUGAAGACUUGUCAUAAAUCAGAUUGUCAGGACAUGUACCAUGUUCGCUCCGCCCGCAUCAACACCUACUGGUGCUCUGUAAACGGAAAGGCCCCGGACAACACAGGGUAUCUGUUUGGAGGCAUAUACAGCCCCUCUCUCCUGAACCCCCUCACCAGAGCCAAAAGCUGCCCACAAAACUUCAUUUCAGUCAAGUUUCUGUCGGAUGGCCAAAUGAUCUGUGUGAGUAACGACUAUGAAUCCGGCACCAGAUACGCAGUACCAUUCGGAGGCCUUUUCAGCUGUCAGUCAAGCAACCCGCUGGCAAGAGGCCAACGUCGCUGCCCUCCAAAGUUCAGUCAGCACCUUGCUACGGUGAGCGAUGGCUGUGAAAUUCUUUACUGUGUGCAGUCAGGGCUGUUCACAGGUGGGCAGCUGCUGCCAGUCCAUCUGCCUCCUUUCACAAAACCUCCACUUGUCACCAUGCAAGUCACCAACACUGUAAUUGUGAUGACUGAAGGAGAAAUGAGCUGGGUUAGAGUGGGGCAGACCAAGAUGUGGAAACUUGCAAAACCAGAGGAAAUCAAAGAAAUUGCACGCAAGCUUAACCCAGAAUUGAGCCAGAUGUCUGGUGGAGAAAAGGCAGGCGUAGCCUUUGGGGUGAUGGGUAUAAUGGUGCUGGUCGUCAUCGGGACAGUACUCCUGGUGAAGAGACGGAGAAGACUGUCUGGGUUUACAAUGACUAGAGGCUAUGAGGAGAUACGUGGAGAGGUUGGGCAAGAUGAAGGAGAGACGGAGACACUGCAAGAUGAGGCUUGAGAAAAACACACAUUCGAGGCUUGGCGCCCAGAAACAGGUUAAUCUAAUGUGACAGAUUUUGUUUUCAGAUUUCCUGUUGAUUGUCACCUCAGAUAUCACUUUUACAUGUCUUACGGGAGUGGAAAAUUUUCACAUUUAAGUAAAAAGAUAGUAAAUGUAAUAGUUCUAAUAGAUUGACUGACUAGACAUUUUUGUGUGAUAGCAUGAUAUACACUUUAAGCUGUUAUUUAGCAUUGGUUAACUUUGCCUUUUUGCAUUUACUAACUUCAGACAAUAUCAUCGGACACAUUACUUUAGAGCAAUCUGCCUUUGAGAUUACCUAUGGCAAACUGAAAACAGAGAGCAGAAGUGAUUUCCAAAGGCCAUCGUGAACCAAUACUGCCCCCACGAGGCCAAGAUGCACAAUGCCAUUUAGUAUACAAAUAUGUUCAUCCCCCAUUACAGAAUUUGAAUACUUUUUAUGACUUUGUUUGAAUGUAUCAUUCAAAAAACAAAUUAACAACGAAUAUUUUUACAGAUAUUUUUUAAAUAAAAGAAGCAUUAGAUGUCAGAUUUAUUUUUGUGCAGUAUUUCUUAAAUGUAUGUCAAUUGAACUCUUCUGCAGUGUGCUUAAGUAUUAA